Messenger RNA from Patiria miniata (bat star), 555 nucleotides. Its product is annotated as asialoglycoprotein receptor 2-like. Gene Ontology annotation, molecular function: carbohydrate binding. The record is from RefSeq and is a predicted model, not a curated record. NCBI's taxonomy places the organism in Eukaryota, Metazoa, Echinodermata, Asteroidea, Valvatida, Asterinidae. The transcript has a single exon. Gene Ontology annotation, cellular component: external side of plasma membrane. Gene Ontology annotation, biological process: biological process involved in interspecies interaction between organisms. The coding region runs from base 1 to 555 and encodes 184 amino acids.
AUGAAUCCACACGGUAAACUCGCUUCGGUUAUUUUCAUCAACGCCAUUUGUUCUUUGUCGGUUACUUUGGGAGCUCUACCUUGUCCACCUACUUGGCAGAAACGACUGGGUUCUGAAUACCACGUCAAGUCCGAUCCUAUGGAAUGGGCCAAGGCAAGGGAAUUCUGCCGAGGAAUCGGGGGCGACCUACUGAUGCCCAAGUCAGCAGAGGAGAACACAUUCGCCAACUCACUACUGGAGAAAGAGGGAGUGAAUAGGGCGUGGCUGAAUUGCCAUAGAGAUGGGGCGUGGCUGUGUAUCGUGAACGGGGUGGGGCAGUGGCCACCGUUUAACAAUCCAGACUCUCUUCAGCCUGAAUUGGAUGGCAACUGCCUCACCAUGAAAGCAGAGGAUGGAAAAUGGCGCCAUACAUAUUGUGAUGGGCAAGCGAGUGUCGUCUGCGAGAGGAAGGCAACAUGGCGCGUCAGUCCAGUCAAGUAUUGUAUGACUGCUGGCACAGAUGGUCGUCUGGUUACCAGCUCCGGUCAGUGCGUCCACGAUCCCAACUUGAUGUAG